This is a messenger RNA of Daphnia magna, 3446 nucleotides long. Its product is annotated as alpha-2B adrenergic receptor. Gene Ontology annotation, biological process: adenylate cyclase-activating adrenergic receptor signaling pathway. The record is from RefSeq and is a predicted model, not a curated record. Bases 536 to 3166 code for a protein of 876 amino acids. Gene Ontology annotation, cellular component: membrane. The transcript has 5 exons. Gene Ontology annotation, molecular function: G protein-coupled amine receptor activity. NCBI's taxonomy places the organism in Eukaryota, Metazoa, Arthropoda, Branchiopoda, Diplostraca, Daphniidae.
AUACUUGUUUCCGUCGGAGACGAAUUAGGAAAGAAGGAGACAGAAAGAAAUAGAAACCAUAAACAAAUGUUGGUUAGGAUUACGGCCGCGCUUAACUUUCGAUUGUUUUUAAUUUUUUUUUUACCGAGUUUAUUGUUCGCAUUGUUUGGAAAGAGAUUGCGAGUGUUGAACUUUGCUGCCAGGAUUCUCUUGAACUCUGCUGCUUCAAGUAAAUUGACUUCGUGAUUGACCUGUUGUGUGUCCGUGUAACUUUCAGUGUCCUAUUUUUGAGUGACCUUUCUAAACCAUCACGUAGCCCAAUGUUGCACAAGUUUCCGCUGUUCUAUAGAAACAUGACGCAAGGGAAAGAAACACAGUAUCAGGAAUAAUGUCAACGUUCACCACACAGAGCGAUCAUAACUUAAGCAAUCAUCUAUCAUCAACCAAUAAACAGGGAUGACUUCCAGUUGGCGUGUGCUCCAUUCCUGUUUCUCUGGCAUGAGCAGCGUUCCGUCUUCCCUUAUCAGCGUUCUCUGCAUUUUGGAAAGGCCAGCUAAUGAACCCACUGCUACCGUCGCUGCUGGAACAUCAGCUGAUACGAUUGACGCCCUUGUCGAUGAUGACUGAUGUUGACGACCGAGGCACCAAGAUGACGUCACCAGCGGCGAUAGCCAUGAUGAUGGUGAUGAUGGCGUCUCUGGUGCUGGACGUAACUGGUGCCCAGACGAUGACGGACACGUCCAAGGGUGGAGCGCUGUGGAGCGGUUCGACGGACGGCGAUGAAUUAUCCGACUCACUCGAAUCUCCAUCUAGCGAAAACGAGUUCUUGCUCCAAUUGAGUUCUGACACUAAUUGGACAUCGUUUUUGAACGGCAGCAAUGACGACGCCAAUAACGACCCCAACUGGUGGAGAAGUCCCGUUUAUCCGAGCGGUUACACGCCCCUUGGACUGGUGAUCGCCUCCAUUUUUGUCACUUUUAUCAUGAUCGUGAUUGUGGGCGGCAACAUUUUAGUUAUUAUCGCCAUCGCUACCGAACGAUCUCUCAAAGGCAUUCAAAAUUGGUUCAUCGGUUCGUUGGCUGUGGCUGACUGCCUGUUGGGUCUCAUCAUCAUGCCGUUUUCACUGGCUAACGAAAUGAUGGGUUACUGGGUGUUUGGUCAGUGGUGGUGUGACGUCCAUUCGGCCGUCGAUGUUCUCCUCUGCACGUCGAGCAUCAUGAACCUUUGCCUCAUCAGUUUGGAUCGCUAUUGGUCCAUCACGCAUGCCAUCGAAUACCUGCGGAAGCGCACGCCAGAACGCUGCGUCAUCAUGAUCGCCAUCGUCUGGAUCCUCAGCGGACUCGUCUCCAUUCCACCGUUACUAGGCUGGAAAAAAGAAACACCUCAAGGAGAAUUCCCUAAAUGCGAGCUCAGCGAAGACAUUGGCUACGUCCUGUACUCAGCCCUGGGUUCGUUCUACAUCCCAAGUUGCAUCAUGGUCUUUGUGUACAUCCGGAUUUACUACGCGGCCAGGGCCAGAGCUCGUCGUUCCCAAGAGAACAAGAUAAAGCGGAAACUGUCGCAAACCAAAGAGCAACAACUAGAACAACAGCAGAACCACAGACGUGUUAGCAAGCAACAAAAGGAAAUUCAACAGCAAGAGCAAUUGGAAAUGAAGCCGAUUAAAGUGACCGUUACGGACAGCAAACAUCCGCACGUGCAGCAACAGUCCAUCAUUGCCAACAAUGGCAAUGCCGUCGCUCACGGUGACAGUGGUAGACCGCACCUUCCCACCGUGACCGACUGUUACUCGCGCGGCUCCCUCACCAACAUCAAGACGUUCGUUUUGAGCAAUUGCAACGUGAUCGACGCUCGAAGGCACAGCUUGUCCACUGGAGGCAGCGAUCUGAGGGUUAUGACAACGAAUUGGGGUCCAUCGCUCUCGGUGGAUCGACUUAGCGUCGUGGACGGACGCACUAACAAGAGAAACGUCAAGGAAGGCUUUGCGUCUCCUAGCAACAGGCACAAGGAGAAGAUUCUUCACUCAACAGCGCCUAGUAGUCUGACGGCCAUCAACGAAUCCUCGUCCACCACGGGCGACGGUGGUCAGCAGGCAGGUCGCAUUGCGACGAGGGGAAGUACCGCCUCACCGUCUGCCCAUCAACCGGUAGCUCACCGUCCUUCUUCCUUGAAAAACGGCGGCGAUCGGACGUCGUUGACAACCAGACAUUGCGUCACUUUCGAAUGUGUGUCGGCCGAUAAUAGCGUCUCUUAUUCUAGGGUCCGGUGUUCCGUGACCAACGGCGAUCAGCACAACGAACGUCUUGCAAAUGAAAAAACGGUGGACGUUGAAACGGAAUCGACUACGGCAACCGAGUCGACGUCUCCAGCCAUCAACCGGAGAACGCCAUUGCUUUGUCCGAAAUCGAGAAGCAAAUUCGAGAAAUUAGCCAGGCGGAUAUUGGCGUCCGGAAUGACGGAAGGUGGAAGGAUGCCGAACACGGAUGCAACGAUAGAAAAUAAUCGGAUGAAUACGUCCGCCACGUACGAAUGGUCGUCAGCUACCAACGAAGACGACCAUCACCUUGAAUCUCCUUCUCCCAUUACCGCAUCGGAUGUUCCAAUACCUCUGCCGCAGGCUUUAAUUCCGUGUGAUACCGGAAUUACUGCCAGAGACGCCAACAAUCACAAAAAUUUGCGAUCCGGCAGCAGUCUUCAGCAGGAUAACGAACACGAGAUGGCCAGUGAUGGUGGAUUGGAUCCUUCGUCAUCCGAUUCCGGUACUUUGGCCCGUUGCACAGUCGUACGGCCGUUGAAAAUCCGCUUUUGUCGUCCGAAUUCCGGCAGUGUUCACAAAAAGUCUUCCAAAGCUAAACGACAGGUGAUCGACACCGGUCGAGUGGUAGUACGAGAAAAAGAUCCAGCCCGUGAACGAAGACGAAUCAGCCGUCAGCGUGAAAAAAGAGCGACGCUCAUCCUGGGGCUGAUCAUGGGCGCUUUUAUUGCCUGUUGGUUGCCCUUCUUUUUCCUCUACUUACUGGCACCCGUCUGCCCGUCGUGCAACAUUCAACCCUGGGGCUUUGCCUUCGCUUUUUGGCUCGGCUACAUCAAUUCGGCUCUCAAUCCCGUCAUUUACACCAUUUUCAACAAAGACUUCCGGCGAGCAUUUCGUCGAAUCCUCUUUCGCUGUACCAUCGCUCCCUACUAAAUUUUAGCGUUAACUGAACAACACUUACUUUCCUGUUGGAGGAAGGGUGAGAGACGGCAACAAUCGGCAAGAAGAUUGAAGUUUGGAAUUUUUGGAAGAACGGUGGCAUUAUUCUCUAACGAUUUUCUAUUGUAUCCAUUUUAUCGUUGAUUAUUAUUAUUUUUUUCUACAAAGCCGGUAACCCAAUUUUUUAAAAAGAACCGCGCAAAAGUAUAUAUUGUAUAAAUUACGUCAACUAAUGCUCUAUACAUACAGGACAUCAAAUAAACGUUAAUACGAA